This is a messenger RNA of Procambarus clarkii (red swamp crayfish), 616 nucleotides long. RefSeq names its product protein suex-1. Lineage: Eukaryota; Metazoa; Arthropoda; Malacostraca; Decapoda; Cambaridae. The record is from RefSeq and is a predicted model, not a curated record.
CCCCCAACCAGUGCAGGGUCUUCCCUGGUCUCCUCCCCUUACCAUGCUGUAUAUAUAAGACUGAGGAUGACCGUAGUGCUAGAGAGAUCCGUCAGCAGUAUCCACGCUACCAUCACCACCUCUUAUCAUCAUGAAACUGACACUGGCAGCGGUGGCCCUGUGCCUGAUGCUCGGGGUGGCCCUGGCCUUCCCCGCACCUGAUGCUGACCCUGAAGCUGAUCCGGAAGCCCUGGCUGAGGCUCACCGUCGCUACGGCUACGGUGGUGGCUAUGGGGGAUAUGGUGGAUAUGGCGGCUACGGGGGAUAUGGUGGCUAUGGAGGCUAUGGCUUCGGCGGCUAUGGUGGAGGAUAUGGUGGAUAUGGCGGGUAUCGUCCUUACGGCCACCACCACCACCAUGGUGGUUUUUACGGUUAAUAUUACGAAUUAUAUUACUCUCUACGACAUGUCUCUGCAGACGCCGGAAUGGCGUGUGUUCAGUGAUGUGUUGACUGCGACCACCAGCUCCGUCCUGUUAGCUUCUCCACCAUUACUGUUCUGUGGUGCCUUACAAACUAUUUAUUACCUAAUGUUUUGCUAUACAAAAUAUAUUAAAUAAAUUUUAUAUUUAAAAACAUG